Messenger RNA from Ixodes scapularis (black-legged tick), 1374 nucleotides. Its product is annotated as kinesin-like protein KIF3A. Lineage: Eukaryota; Metazoa; Arthropoda; Arachnida; Ixodida; Ixodidae. The record is from RefSeq and is a predicted model, not a curated record. The transcript is spliced from 8 exons. Gene Ontology annotation, molecular function: ATP binding; microtubule binding; microtubule motor activity. Bases 39 to 1364 code for a protein of 441 amino acids. Gene Ontology annotation, biological process: microtubule-based movement.
GUAUAUUUUGCAACCCCGCGCGCGUGACGAGUCCAGCGAUGUCCUCCGACACCGAGAACAUCCGCGUCGUGGUUCGGUGUCGUCCGCUGAGUGAGAAAGAAAAGGCUGCCGGCUGCCAGAACAUUGUCACCGUUGACAGCGUCCAGGGCACGCUCCUGGUGGCCAACCCCCCCGGGUCUCACGGCGAUGCUCCUCCAAAGAUGUUCACCUUUGACACGGUCUUUGACGCCGACUCGAAGCAGAUGGACGUCUACAACCAGGCUGCAAGACCAAUUGUUGAAAACGUUCUCGAAGGAUACAAUGGUACCAUAUUCGCCUAUGGGCAAACUGGCACCGGCAAGACGUACACCAUGGCCGGAGAUCGGUCUGUGCCGGAGCUGAAGGGCAUCAUUCCAAACACAUUCGCUCACAUUUUUGGCCAUAUCGCCAAGGCUGGCGACGACAAAAAGUUCCUCGUGAGGGCCUCUUACCUGGAGAUCUACAACGAAGAGGCUAGGGAUCUGCUUGCCAAGGACCAAAACGCAAGGCUGGAAGUCAAGGAACGGCCAGACAUCGGCGUCUAUGUCAAGGGCCUCUCAAGCUGCAUGGUAAAGACGGCAGACGAGCUCGACAAGAUCAUGACCUUGGGCAACAAGAACAGAGUGGUUGGUGCGACCAACAUGAAUGCACACAGCUCACGGUCACACGCGCUCUUCACGAUCACGGUGGAGUGCAGCGAGCGUGGCCUGGAUGGGAGGCAGCAUGUGCGCGUCGGGAAGCUCCAUCUCGUCGACCUGGCUGGUUCCGAACGGCAGAGCAAGACCGGGUCGACCGGCCAGCGUCUCAGGGAGGCGUCCCAGAUCAACCUGUCCCUGUCCACCCUGGGCAACGUGAUAUCGGCGCUGGUCGACGGCAAGAGCACCCACAUUCCGUACCGCAACUCCAAGCUGACGCGACUGCUUCAGGACUCCCUCGGCGGCAACGCCAAGACCCUCAUGGUGAUCGGUCGGCUCGCUAUACCUUUGUGGUAUAGCGAGCCGACUUUGUGGUAUAGCCAGCUCGAGACGUGUGCCAAGUUGUUUUUCGUUCAUUCUUUCUCGGUACCAUCAAUGUCAGCGCUUACGAUUUGCCGUAUUCUGCUCCCAUUUUUAAGCCCCUGCCUAAAUCCCCUUUUCCAAGAUGGCUGCUAUGAGGGAUCCCCUUUUCCAAAAUGGUCGCUGCUAGGGGUGUCGCAAACUUUGUUUCGAACCUCGAUUUGGACGUUCGAAUCUCUAGGUUUGACUGGUUCCCUUCGAACUUUCACAAAGGUUAGAAGUUUGACUUAUGAACAGUGUUGCCUGAUUUCUACACAAAUAUUUCAAAUUUUGGGAAACAUAAUAAUUUAGAAAGUCGUUU